AUGAAGAUCGAACCAGCACCCACACCACUACGACUUAUUCCAUCAACUCGUUUUCUUUUAGCUUUACUUGUUUGUUUUGCAUUUGUAGUUCAAUAUGCUCAACGAAUUAAUUUAUCUAUUGCUAUUGUUUGUAUGGUUAAUAAAACAAAAUCAAAUUUUGAAUUAGAACCAAAAACUAAUAUGAUUCAAAAUCAUACUAUAUCUACUGUCAAACGUACAUCUUUAUUUUUUAAUGAAAAACAAUUUUUCUGGAAUGAAUGGGAUCAACAAAUCAUUCUUGGUUCUUAUUGGGCUGGUUAUCUAUUAACACUUAUACCAAGUGGUUGGCUAUCGAUGACAAUGGGAGCAAAACGAAUGUGUGCAAUGGCUAUAUGUAUUAGUUCUUUAGCUACAAUAGCUCUUACGAGUAUUUAUUUUCUAAAAAAUAACUCUCUAAUAAUUGUUGUUAGUCUACGAAUACUUAUCGGUGCUGCUCAUGGUACUUUAUUCCCAGUUACAUAUACUCUAUGGUCACAAUGGGCAGUACCAAAUGAACGGGGUACUUUAACAUCAAUUGGUUUUUGUGCUUUCAUUGUACUUGUUGGUGGAGUUUUAUGUCGUUAUAUGAAUUCCGGUUGGAUACAUAUCUUUCUUUUAUCUGGUAUUCUUGGAUUUAUAUGGCUACCAUUAUGGAUGUGGCAAGUAUCCGAUACACCUGAACAUCAUCGAAGUAUUAGUAAUACUGAACGUGAUUAUAUUCAAAAUAUCAUUGGAAAAAAUACGCAAAAUAAAAAUCGUCGACCAAUAUCAAUAGGUUCAUUACCAUGGAAAAAUAUUAUUCGUUCAAAAGCAGUUAUUGCAUUAAUUAUAUCUGAAUUAUGUAAUCUUUUUGGAUUAUUUUUCUUUCUAAGUAAUUUCGGUAAAAUACUUACAGAAAUUCAUCGUAUCCCCACUCAAUAUACUGGUUAUAUAUUAGCAUGUGGAUUUAUGUUUAUGAUGGCAGGUAGUCUGUCAGCUGGUAUCACAGCUGAUAAUCUCGUUCGAAAAAAUCUAAUAUCAUUAAAUAAUGUACGAAAACUUUUUAAUGCAUUAACUACAUUUAUACCUUGUUUAUGCAUGAUUGCAUUUUGUUUUUGUGAUGAAAAACAUCAGAUAUUAGGUGUUCUUACUGUAAUUGUUUUUCUUUUAGGUUCAGGUUUUGCUUAUGGUUCUGGUUACAUAGUGAUUUUUUCUGAUAUUGUACCAGCUUAUUCGGCAUUAAUAUUUGGUAUAGCAACAACAAUUUCUUCUUUUAAUGCUGUCAUUGGAAAUCUUAUAGCAGGAAUUUUAAUUAAAAAUUCAACACUUCAUGAUUGGAGAAAAUUAUUUAUUCUCUUCUUUAUUGUUUAUUUAGUUGGUGGUAUUAUAUUUUUAAUAUUUGGUUCAGCGCUUCCUGAACCAUGGGGAACAUUUAAAGCACAACAACAAGUACAAGAAGAACAAGAAGCUAAACAAUCUGAGGAAGAAAUGUUACCGAUACAAAAACAACAAGAAACAAAUGAAAAAGAUGUUAAAACUGAUGAAAAUCUUUAUGUUAAUGCAUAA
This is a messenger RNA of Adineta steineri, 1563 nucleotides long. NCBI's taxonomy places the organism in Eukaryota, Metazoa, Rotifera, Eurotatoria, Adinetida, Adinetidae. The record is from the annotation of a GenBank genome assembly.